Messenger RNA from Chilo suppressalis (striped riceborer), 626 nucleotides. The record is from the annotation of a GenBank genome assembly. Lineage: Eukaryota; Metazoa; Arthropoda; Insecta; Lepidoptera; Crambidae.
AUGGACGUCACGGAUUUAUCUGGUACCGCUGAAUUUUCUGACAAAGAAAUAAUAGAGGAACUUCAAAAAUCUGCUGUAUAUAAUGAGCUACCAGCGCGAUUAACUCUUACUGAAGAACAGAAAAGCGAUUUGCGCAAAGCCUUCAACCUGCUAGACUACACUGGAGAAGGGAAAAUUAAGGCUGAAGAUUUUCGUGUCGCUAUUAAAGCGCUAGGUUACGAGCCUACUAAAGAGGAGCUGCAGAAAAUGAUUCAGGGUGUCGACAAAGGCGACACUGGUAAACUGAGCUUCGAGAAUUUCGAAACCGCUAUCAUGAGGAAAAUUAUGUCAUUAGACAGCGACGGAGACAUUAUGAAGAGUUUCAGAUUAUUCGACAUGGAUGAUAGUGGAUUCAUAUCUUUUGAAAAUGUGAAACGUGUUACCCAGAUAUUGGGUAAUUGCCUAACUGAUGAAGAAAUUGAGGAAAUGAUCGACGAUGCAGAUAAGGAUUUUGAUGGCUUUGUGCGUAAAUAUACAGUGUGUUAUAGGUAGCGGCAAACUUUUUGAGCAAUAUCAAUAUUUGUCGAAUGUCAAAUUAAACUCAAUCGCUUGUGAGGUCAUACAGGUAUAAGAAUAGAGUAGGGCGG